AUCAAUACACGAUGCCUACCUAUGCCAUCCUCGGCUCCACGGGCAACUGUGGCACCGCCUUGAUCCAGAACCUCCUCAGAUCACCUGACAACAAAAUCCAUGCCUACUGCCGCAAUGUUGCAAAACUGCACAGAUUGAUUCCCGAGGUCAUUGAAAACAAAAAUGUCCAAGUCUUUGCCGGGAGCAUCACCGAUGUCGACCUCAUGGAAGAGUGUGUGCGCGGCACCGACGCCAUCUUCAUGGUGGCCACGACCAACGACAACCUUCCUGGAUGUUGUGUCAGCCAGGAUAGUGCCGCCACAGCCAUUGCCGCACUGAAGAACAUCAAGGCGAAAGCAUUGCCUGGCUACAAGCUGCCUACACUUGUCCUUCUCAGCUCGGCCACGCUUGAUCCCUACCUGAGCCGCAACAUGCCCUCGUGGUUUCGCCCAAUCAUGCGCACCGCUGCAUCCCAUGUCUACGGAGACCUGAUACUUGCCGAAAAGAUGAUGCGUGCCGAGUCGUCGUGGCUGCCCUCCAUCUUCAUCAAGCCUGCUGGUCUUUCUCCCGACAUUUCACGAGGGCACCGCUUGACACUAGACGAGGAAGAAAGCUUUAUCAGCUACCUCGACCUCUCGGCAGGCAUGAUAGAGGCUGUGCAGGAUCCCGAGGGCCGCUAUCAUGCGAGGAAUGUUGGCGUCGUCAAUGCAAAGAGAGGUGUUGGCGCCAGGUUCCCAUCAGGUACCCCCAUGUGUAUCUUGAUGGGAUUGAUGAGGCACUUCUUCCCAUGGAUGCAUCCUUAUUUGCCCAGUACUGGUCCUACUUAGAAAUACAUUUCAAUUUUUCUUGUUCAAGUGGAAGCGGGUAUCAAAAGAUAAUAAUGGUCCUUGAAUUAAACAUGCUCAUACUUGCUAUCUGGUUCACAAACUCC
Exserohilum turcica Et28A is the source of this 910-nucleotide messenger RNA. RefSeq lists its product as uncharacterized. The record is from RefSeq and is a predicted model, not a curated record. Lineage: Eukaryota; Fungi; Ascomycota; Dothideomycetes; Pleosporales; Pleosporaceae. The coding region runs from base 12 to 806 and encodes 264 amino acids. The transcript has 2 exons.